Nylanderia fulva is the source of this 459-nucleotide messenger RNA. RefSeq lists its product as uncharacterized. Gene Ontology annotation, molecular function: catalytic activity. The record is from RefSeq and is a predicted model, not a curated record. NCBI's taxonomy places the organism in Eukaryota, Metazoa, Arthropoda, Insecta, Hymenoptera, Formicidae.
AUGAAGGCUCUUCUCCUCCAAGCCAAUAUCAACCACUCCGCCAGGGCGCAAGACCUGCUAAUGCAACACCUGGCGGAGUGGAACAUUGAUUUAGCCGUGGUGGCGGAGCCCUAUCGAGUCCUCCAGAAAGACAACUGGAUGGGGGAUAAGGUGGGCCUCGUCACCAUCAUCGGAAAGGCGGAGAGGGGAGCACUCCCUCUCUCCCUAAUGGGAAAGGGGGAGGGCUUCGUAUUGGUUAAGUGGGGGGAAGCUAUAGUGGUAGGGGUGUAUUUCUCUCCAAACAGAGACCUCGCCCAAUUCGAGGAAUAUCUGGGUAGGCUGGCGGACGAGAUAGACCGCCACCUCCCGGGUAAGGUACUGGUCAUGGGGGACCUCAACGCGAAAUCUGACGCGUGGGGUUCCCCGGUGACCAACGCUAGGGGCAAGGUCCUAGAAGAGUGGGGGGCACAACCCUUCUAA